AUGGCUAAUCUGCUAUCGAAACGUAUUAUUAGAGAAACCGAGCGCUUAGUCUCGGACCCGGUCCCAGGAAUCGCUGCAGUUCCUCACGAAGAUAACCUCCGCUACUUUGAUGUCACCAUUGACGGUCCAGCUCAGAGCCCUUAUGAGGGUGGUGUGUUCAAACUCGAACUGUUUCUUCCUGAAGACUACCCCAUGGUUGCUCCUAAGGUCCGUUUCAUCACUAAGAUCUACCACCCCAAUAUUGACCGUCUUGGCCGUAUAUGUCUCGAUGUUCUUAAGAAUAACUGGUCACCUGCCCAACAGAUUGGUACUAUUCUUCUUUCUAUACAGGCUCUUCUUGGAGCCCCCAAUCCUAAUGAUCCGCUCGCCAAUGACGUUGCUGAGCACUGGAAAAAAGAUGAGCAAGGUGCCAUCAAUACCGCUAAGGAAUGGACGCAAAAGUAUGCUGUCCCCAGCAGUUGA
This is a messenger RNA of Magnusiomyces paraingens, 462 nucleotides long. RefSeq lists its product as uncharacterized. Lineage: Eukaryota; Fungi; Ascomycota; Dipodascomycetes; Dipodascales; Dipodascaceae. The record is from RefSeq and is a predicted model, not a curated record. The coding region runs from base 1 to 462 and encodes 153 amino acids. The transcript is spliced from 5 exons.